Molecule: messenger RNA, 1140 nt
Organism: Symbiodinium pilosum
Lineage: Eukaryota; Dinophyceae; Suessiales; Symbiodiniaceae
Source: the annotation of a GenBank genome assembly
AUGCCGGGACAGCCGGGCACCGUGCCAGGAGCUCCUGUGCCACAAACACCUCCCACUCUGCCUGUUCAUCAGCCGCUGUCACGCCCGGCGCCUGCGAAAGAUGCCCAGCCGUCACCAUCGAGAGAUAUCGUGGCAUCCACGACUUACCCAAACGAGGCCGCAGACUAUUUUGGUGAACUGUUUGCGCAUCGCUUGCGGUGGGCGCAUGCUGUUAACAGCCAGCGAAUGUUGAGCACAGCUCUUGUUUCGAACUCCCAUUUCCUGGAGGCAGACGUGUCUGCAGGACCCCUCGUAGAACAGAAGUCAGACCCCCUGGCGAAGCCAGGGAAUUCAGGUGCCUCCAGGGUCUCUGUCACAGAAACCUCGGUUGUCACUUCUGCUGGCUUGCCAGUCAUCAUGGCACACUAUCCCACACAGCGGUCGAGCGACCUGUGCUUUGAGCUCUUCAUCGGAGCUGUGCUUAAACACAAUGCGCAUAUUGAUGGCGAGCUUGAUGAAGAGCCUGCCGAAGCCAGCGCCUCUGCGGGACCUGGUGAUGACGCUGCUUCACAAGGUGCUACUGCUAAGGAACAGGACCCAGAACAUAGACCGCAGCGCUCGCCAUUCUCGGAGCCCGUGAUGCACGAUCACCUGUUAGAGGAUUGUCCUGAACGAAGUGCCAGCACCACACUCCUGGAUCAACCAGCCUCUGCUGUGGUUCGACAUGGAACCACUGCGGGCCAAGAGGCCGCCGCCUUCGCAGUAGACUUGCAUCGUGAGCUUGAGAGCCUUGAUCACGGCCAGAUGAUGAUGGCAUGCAUCGGGGCCAGAAGAGGCGGGAGCCGUGUGGUGCGGCACACCUCCAAGAAAGGAGUGGUAAAGCUGGACUUCAAGGUUUUUGAGUGUGUGGAGCCAGCACUGAGACACUUGCAGAGCAUCGAUGCUGCAAGAAGACUGGGUGGCCACCUGUGGCUGAAUGCUGAUGUCUUUGCUGGGCCUGGGUAUCCUGAGCGCUUUCUGUCCCCCAUAGAUGCGAGGAAAUUCGUGCAGCUAUGCGCCGAGCUUGUCCCUGAGGCGGUGCUGUCUUUGAGCUGGGGAAGCUCUAUCCUGUCGGCAAGCAGGCAUUACACCAUGGACAUGGUCAACAGCUGCUCACCUUGA